AUCGGUGGACACUUCCACCCCUUCCGUCGCCGCCGCCCGUUCCACUAUCGGGCGCUACCAUCCCUUCCGCCACCGCACCAUGGCGACGCCGCUAGGAUCCCAGGACGGACACUCCGGCGCCUCCCCGUGCGGCGGCCGCCACCGCUGUACUGCGUGCUGGUCCAGCGACCCUAGCCGUCCUGGGGACGCCAUCGCCGUCGCCUGGUCUCCAGCGUCCAUCCGUUUAGCCGCUGCAGGUCCAGCUACUCCAGCCGUCCCUCCGCUUCACACUCCAGACAAGGAGGACGAACCGAUCAGGCGGACCGACGGUCGCCUUCCUCCGCUCCACGCACCGACCACCGACGAUGGUGUUUUUUUACUGGUUAUUAAGCGUUCUGCACAUUCUUAGACGGCUGCACCCGAGGUGCUUCUGGCUACUGCUGGUGGAUGUCGUCGAUGCGGGAGAGGGCUGUUCUGCUGCAG
This is a messenger RNA of Hordeum vulgare subsp. vulgare (domesticated barley), 462 nucleotides long. RefSeq lists its product as uncharacterized. Lineage: Eukaryota; Viridiplantae; Streptophyta; Magnoliopsida; Poales; Poaceae. The coding region runs from base 80 to 388 and encodes 102 amino acids. The transcript is spliced from 2 exons. The record is from RefSeq and is a predicted model, not a curated record.